Didymodactylos carnosus is the source of this 615-nucleotide messenger RNA. NCBI's taxonomy places the organism in Eukaryota, Metazoa, Rotifera, Eurotatoria, Philodinida, Philodinidae. The record is from the annotation of a GenBank genome assembly.
AUGAAAAUGGUAAAUACUCGUUCAAAAUCUGCUAAUUUAACAACAAGUACACCGGAUUCUCCCCGAGUAGCACGGCAACCAUUAAAAAGGAGAACGGAUCCAAGAUCAAAUUCAGUUAAACCAACAACAAAGCCAACAACCAGCCAACGGUUACCUCAGACUUCAUCUCUAACUGUGACAAUGGCACGUGUAGACGUUUCAGUCGAUCAAAACGACGAUAUACAAUCGGAUAUAAGUAUCGAUAUAAAAAAUAACCCAAAUUCAAAGAUAUCAAAAAAAAAACUUUCUCCAGUUUUUGAAUAUACAACACGCAUUGAUAGUCGAACGAUAAAAUGCAAUUUGUGUAUAUCAAACAAAAUGAUCCGAGAAGGUCUUGGUUCAACAACCAAUACACGUCGCCAUUUGAGCCAUAUACAUGGAAAACAUGCAUUGUUAUACGAAUCAUACAAAUCACGAGUACUAAUGAGUCAUCCAAGGACAAAAGAAUAUCAUGAUGCAGCAGUAGUUGCAAUUAUCGUUGACGGACGAGCAUAUUGUGAUUUUAAAAAAAAAGGCAUGCAAUCAUUUUUACAAACUAUUGCUCCCGGUAUGUUAACACUGUCAAAGUGCAUUUGA